AAAAAGAAAAAUUUGACUGAAAAUACAAGAUUUGACUGUAAACAAAGGUCAUUGCAAUCCAUCAACGAAAGAGUUGUAAGAGUCCAAUUGAAUAAUCAGAGAGAGGGAAGAUGACGGUGUCGUUCUACUCAGUGUCGAAUGUGGUUGGGUACAAGCAACAUUUGCCAACUCAAGUUAUAACCUUACCUUUGCAGUAUUCACCAACCGCAACAACAACAACAUCAACAAAGACAGAGAUAAUACCGAGUGAAGAGUUCCACAAUAAGUUAUCCAACACUGGUAACAUCAUCAACUUAUCUCAUACUAAAUCAUACAUUGAUCAUAUUUCUUAUGAUUUAUUGAAUGAUUCAAAGACAAUCACAUUAACUCCUAUCAAUUCAAAGCCUAAUAACUUUGAUUUUAAAUUUCAAAACAUAUCUAUACAAUUACCUCAUUCCAUCAUAUCUCCUAAAUGUCUCUGUAUAACAUUGAAUCAAGAUGGACAAGAUGAUGGGAAUUCUCAUUUGAUCAUUGAUUUGAUUGAUGAAAGUUAUUUGUUCAUAACUUUAAGAAUAGCAUUAGAUGAUUUCAUCAUUACUGAAUCAUCAAAGUUUAAAUUCUUAUUGAAUAACUUUAAGAAAUGGGGUAAUAUAUCAGUGCCAUAUUCAUUUGAAUUAAGAUCUAAUCCAUAUCUAUUGAAGAGUAUCGAUUCUUCAAAUUUAAUUGUUUCAUUAAAAGAUGGUGGAUUAUUACAUUUUAAGAGAAAUGGGUCCAAAUCGAUUUUAUCUGAUUUUGAAGUGUAUAACUUUACUGAAUCAGUAUCAAUGUUACCAUUGAAUAUCUUUGGUGGUUUAUUUGGUGGUGAUAAGAAUAAAAAGAGUGAUGUAAGAAAAGAAAUUACUUUAGCUGGUAUUUCAUCUAACUCGAUUGUGGAUACCAUUAAAUUAAGUUCAUCAGUUAUCGCAACAUUAACAGUAUCUAAGACUGUUAAACUAUGGUCAUUAAAGAAUCAUCAAUUAAUUAAUGAUUCUAUCAUUCAUUUAACUGAGAUUCAAGAUAUAUCAUCUUGGUUAACAUCAAUUCCAACUAAAUAUUUACAAGUUUUAUCAAAUCAAAACGACGAUCAAUCAUUAUUAUUAACGUUAUAUUACACUACUAAUUCUGAUAAAGAAAUCGAAUCUGAUAACAAAAGUAGAUUUGUAUUUAAAUCAUGGAACUUUAAUGUUGAUAAUACCGAUUUAAAUACGGUUGAACCACUUUCAUUCCAACCUGAACUUCCAAGUUCUCUUUUAAACAAUAAUAACAAUAAUCUUUGGUUCAUUCAAGAUUAUCAAACACAAUUCAUCAAUGAUCAAGUCAAGUAUCACGUCUUAUGGAAAUCAAAUACUUCCUCAGUAUUUGUCACUUAUAUAAUCAAUCUGAUUUCAGGGGCAGUUUCAUCUAUAAAUUGGUCAAAUGAUAGUGAAGAUAAAGCAUUUCAAGAAUUUUCACCUAUCCAUACCAAUGACUAUUAUUCAAAUAUGAUUUUAAACUCAGGUCGUUAUGAUUUACUUACAGUAUCUACUUCAUUGAACUUGGUCAGAAAUCAUCUUGGAUUGGAAUUCAUUGAUUUUAAUAAUCAUAAUCAUUCCAUAAGACAAUUAAUCAAUGAUACGUUCAAUAAUGCAAAGAAGAACAUUCAAGAUCAUAAAUUUUACUGGUUUCAAUUGGCUUUAUUAUGUGAAGAAUUUAAAAAAUCAAGUGAAGAAGCAUUAAGUUUAAGUUUAACUAAAGAAGAUAAUAAUUAUUUAGUCUUGCAAGUCAAUGGUUUGGGAUUAAUUAGACCAUCGCAUUACUAUGAAAGUUUCCAAUUUGAAUCUCCUGAAACUCCUGAAGGUCAAUUAGUGGAAAUCCUAACACAAUUGAAUAAAUUAAUAUCAAUUAAAACCUAUACCAAGAUUCAAAAUAGAAUUAAAAAUAUCACAACUAUAACAGAAACUGAAAUUGAAGAGUUUGAUGGAUACAUUGGUAGUAAACUUUCACAAUCUGAAGUAGUCAAUUUAAUGGAAAAAUUAGCCAGUAUUCCAAAAGUCAUUGAUUUAAUUAAUUUAUUAAUUGAUGGAUCAUUAGAAGAUUUUGAAAAUAUUGAUACUAAUGCAUUGAACUAUAAUUACAAGGACUCCAAUCAUUUAUCCAUCAUCAAGAGAUUAUUUACAAUCAUUUCGUUUAAAAACAUUAAGAAUGAACAUGAGAUAAUCUUAUUGAAUUUAUUAAUCUUAUUCAUAAUUUGUGAUACCAAUGAUGAAAUUUUAGUCCUCUUGAAUAAAAUCAUCAAGAAAUUAAAAUCAUAUAACUUGAUUGAAUUCAUAUUUGAUACAAGUUUCAGUUCUACCAGUACAUCUCUUGAAACCAAUGAUUUAAAUUCUAUUGAAAAUUCAUUAUUUUGGUCUGGUAUUGUUGAUAAAGAUGUGAAAUUGAAUUCUUUAAUUUCUACCAAAUCCACUUUUAAUGAAAGUUUUGAUUAUUAUUUCGGUCAAUUAUUUACUGAAAACAAUGAAGAGAUUAUGGUUGAUGUAAUUCUUGAUUUAUUGAAUAGAAACGAAGGGGCAUUUAUUAAACAAUCAUUCUUUAAACAAUUAAAGAUGUCCAGAAAUAUUGAUCGUUUCUUAAUUGGAUUGAUCUAUCUUAUUAAUAAUGAAGUGGAUGAAUUCUAUCAGAUCUUUAAAACAUUUGAAGCAUUUGAAUUUAAUAAGUUUGGAGCUAGAGAACAAGAUAAGAUUUAUAAAUCUUUGAGUAAAGUUGAUAAUAUUAAGUUAUUCUUAGAAUCAGUGUUCACUAAGGAAGAAGAAACCAACCAAACUUUAAAGAAAUCAAAUUAUUUCCAUUCUUUGUCAGAAUUAUCUAAAUCGCAAGCUAAUGUUUUGAAGUAUCAACAAAGUAGUAAAACCACUAAAGUUGAAACUGAUUUGAUUAAUGUGGCUAUUGAUUUUGAAAAAAUGGCGAUUGAAAAUCUCAAGACUGUUACUGAUCAAUUAUUACAUCAAAAUAGAUUAAAUGAAUACUAUAUCAACUUAUUUGAAUUAUCCUUAAUUAUUUCCAACUAUGAUCAAUGUUACGAAAGUUUGAAUAAUUUACAAAUUGAAUCAUCCAAAUAUCAAGAAUUAUUCAAGAGAUAUAUCAUCAAGUUAAUAACCAAUCAAUCUAUUUCCAAACUCUUCCCUUCAUCGACUAAUGAAAAUACAUUAUACGUCAAGAAUUAUUUACUCAUUGAUGAAAUAUUAAUCUCAUUGGCUAAUAAUGAAAGAUUACUUAGUAAUUCACUUAAAUUAUAUCAAUAUGUUUACUCAUGGAGAUUAUUUGGAUCCUCUAAGCAAUUAACCUACGAUCAAUUAAGUGAUAAGAGAGGAUCAAUCGAGGCAUUAUACUACUUUAUAUCUCGUUUCAAACAACAACAAUUAAUCAUUAAUUCCAAUGAAGAUGUCAAACAAUUCAAAUUAAAAGUAUUGGAAUUAUAUAUUAUAAUCAUUAAUUGUUUAAAGAGUUUUGAAGAUAAUGAUGAUAAAUGGUUACUUAAAGUGAAUCCGCAAUCAUCUAAAGAUAAUCAAAUCAUAACUUUGGAUGAAUUAAAGAUUGAAUAUUACGAAUGGUUAAGAGAAUUAGAAUUAGAAGUGAAUGUGAUUAUAUAGUUUUUUAGAAUUAUUUGCAUUAAAUACAUAUAUACAUACAUUAUAGACUUUGUACAUUAUUAACCGAUAUUAGCUUUUGAAUUUCCAGCACCUUUAGGAUUGUCAUCUUUCCAAUCAUCCCAAUUUCUUUCUUUGAUUUCCUCUUCUGAAU
Messenger RNA from Scheffersomyces coipomensis, 3795 nucleotides. RefSeq lists its product as uncharacterized. The record is from RefSeq and is a predicted model, not a curated record. The coding region runs from base 111 to 3644 and encodes 1177 amino acids. Lineage: Eukaryota; Fungi; Ascomycota; Pichiomycetes; Serinales; Debaryomycetaceae. The transcript has a single exon.